Messenger RNA from Moneuplotes crassus, 1215 nucleotides. The record is from the annotation of a GenBank genome assembly. Lineage: Eukaryota; Ciliophora; Spirotrichea; Euplotida; Euplotidae.
CUUUAACGUUCUAAUCCAUUCAAAACAAUGUCAAACAAACUUAGCUCACGUCCAAGCAGCAUCAACGUCGAACAAAUGUACAUUAUCACUGAGAGCUCGUCCUCUGAACAACAAAUAACCCCAUUGACUUCCAGCAUAGUACUUCCCUUCCUAAAAAUAUAGGAAUCAAGAGAAUCAGCCAGCACGAUCCUGACACAUUCAAGGUAAUUUCAAACUCCUAACUACAGACCUAUAAAAGGGAUUCCUUGUGAGAAAGAAGCUGUAGUCUACUCAGGCAUUGGUAGAGUCAACGUCUUCAAGCAGAAAUAAGAGCAUUCACGAGUAAAACACAUCCUCUAAGGUUUCUCUAGGCUUAAUAAUAUUCAAGUGCUUCCGGCUUCAGAGAGUAAUUUUAUCACACAGAAUGAAGAAGUCAAGGUUUGAAUUGAAGUCCCAUCCAGGUUAAUGAUCGACCAGGAUGAAGUCCCUAUCUUUAUUGAUAACCUUAGCCAGACAGAUUCUUCAUUUGAUGAGUUUGGAAAAGAUUCAGUAUCAAAAUAAACUUUCUAACGGCUCUCCUUUAUCUGGGAGAUUGCCCUGUAGAAAUAGCUAUGCUCAAAGUUUAGGAAGAGAAAUUGUAUUAGAUGAAGAAAAUGAAGAUCUAGAAGAGACGAAAGAGCUAAAGACGCUUAGAAAAAAAUGUAAAUGCGGCAGGCCAAAAAGAGAACCUCUUGUUAAAGAUCUAGAAAAGAGACCUUUAAAUCUCAAAUCACAAAGAAGUCUCCAGAGAUUCGAUAUUCUGAAACAUAACCCCAAAAAUUUUAAAGAGAGGAGCUAUAUUUUUGAUUUAAAAACCUCCCCUCCCAAGAUCCAAAAAAUUCCAAUAACCAACAAAUUCUACAAAAGGUCAGAUUUCAAAUACUCAUCAAACUACUCCACAGAGCCUUCAACUUCCAGAGUCACCAGGAACAUCCAGCGCCACACCAAAUACCACAACUACAUUAAGCAGCGUAGCAUUUCUAGGACCUCCAGCAACUCUUUCCUGAACCCUCAAAAUUCCAUCCAGAAGCAGUUUCAGAAGUCUUCUGUUCCCAACCUGACAAGAGCCAGAGUGAAUAGUUACUCACUCCAAGAUCUCCAUAUUCCACACAAGCUUCGCCUACCAAAGACUAAGAUUCCUAAGGAGUUACUGUUAAGUUCAAGGUUUUCACGAAGAGCUUAGAAGAGGCUUUUUAA